UUCAAAAUGGCGGCCGCAGUUAGGCUUUUUGUUGGUCGCCGUAGUUUCGCAUUUUCGGGUCCGCUUUUGCUUCAUACGAGGACAAUUGCAGCUAAACGCAAAGCACUACGUGCAUUUGAACAGCGGAAGCACCAAGAUGAUGUUUUUCUUCUAAAUUACAGAGCUCCACCAAGUCACACUUUCGCGGAAGCUUUGAGCGCUCUUCGUGCUUAUGCCAUAACUAAUAUCGAUCAAACUGUCGAGCUGCACAUCAAGAUCAACAUGGGAGAUAAAAAGGUUGGUUUUGUUUAAAGUCAUUAAAGCUAAAAUCUUAAAUCUCUGUUCUAACUCGUGAAUAUGACAGUGGCAGAGAUGCAAAGAUCUAAAAUCCGGAGACUUUCAUAAGCUUAUUUAAAUAUGAAAUCACAGUCAGAGUAUAUUGUAAAUUGUGUUCUUUGAACACUUUCUUGUACAUUACAGACUAAGAUCAAUCCUUUUCAUGGACUUAUGUUGCUUCCAAAACAAUAUGGAAAGGAGAGAAAGGUGUUAGUGUUUGCAAAGGUGAGAGGUUAUUACUUAUAAAACUUAGCCACUGACUCUGUGAUUAUCAUUGAGAUGUUGAUCAGAAAGAAAUCACAAGAAUCUACCAGUCAUUUGCAAGUUUAGUUUUUGUAUCAUUCCUGUCAGCACAUGGGAAUUUGCUGUCUCUCCCUUCAUAAAGGCAACACAGGAAGCCAUAAGAAUCCACCAUAAAUCAUAUCUUUCAAAUCAACACUAAAAAGCAGAAUCAAUGAAUGUAUUUCAUUGAACUCCUUCUACCUAGUUUUCCAUGUAAAUGAGUUGAUCCCAGCAUACAGUAGUUGCCCAAGGAUGGAGCUUCACCAGUCGUUUUUUUUAACUAAGGGGCCAUCAACAUAUUCCCCCCGGUUAAUGUUAACUGGACGCUUAGGUCAGACCCCCUCCCUUCCCCCCUUCCUUAAUGUCCACUUGAAAUUUUGCUGCCCCCAGAAAAGGAAUACUUCCCCCUGGUAUGCACUUACCUGAAGAUGUCAAUGGUAACAACACAGUUUACUGCUUUUAAAACGUGGUAGAAACUUCAUAUUUUAGUACAGAAAUUAAAAGAUCACAAUGUAAAAUGUACAAUUGCUAGUAGUUAAGGGGAGAGUUUAAAGGAUCAAAAUUUACACUCCCUUCUUUAAUUGGUCCUGCUUUCUAUUGAAUAAUGUCACCAGUGCUGUUCCACACAUGAGGUAAAAUUUUAAUAUGAAAAUGCAUCAGUUUGCUUUUGUCCAAAAAAUGCCCCACACUUACGCCCACUGCAUUACCCCCUACCCCCUAAACGUCCAGCUGAUGUUAAGAGGAGGAAAAGUGAAUAUGUCGAUGGCCCCUAACCAUAUCCUGUUGUGUGCCUAUCCAGUUGGUAACUUAAGGAAGACUGCACCAGAUUAAAGCCAAACAAUCAACUUUAUUCAGCUAAAUUUGCAACUCGCCGUCCUUGACAACAACUAUCAGGUAUUUCUUGACCUACAAAUAAGGGAAUCUGGGUUGAUUGAUACAUUUUAUUUUACUUGCAAGUUUAAAAUGUAAAUAUGGAGAGUGUUAAACACUCCCUUUUUAUCAUUAGGAUGAAGCUGCCGAGAUUGCAAAGAAUGCUGGAGCAAACGCUGUUGGAGGAGAAGAGCUCAUUAAAAAGGUACUCUAAUGAAUUUACUGGCUAAAAUUAUUGACUGGUAAUUUUAGCGUUAAUUAAAAUUGCUCUGAAUCGACCAAAAAUGCCAAGUGACACACAAUAAUAAAACAUUGACUAAGGCACACAGCAUUAUGCUGAUUUUACAUUAUUAUACAGUAUUAUAAACACUUACUAGAAGACUAACAUUCUGCUAGCAGCUUUCAUGUCAAUCUACUCUGGCCCUUUUCUUAGCCUCCUCAUUAGCACUGUAACUUAUUGCUAUCCUUGUGAUGUCAUUUUUCUUUGUUUGUCAUUAAGGUUGCUGAUGGUGAGUUGACAGACUUUCAUCAAGUUCUCUGCACCUUGGAAUUUCUGAGCAAAAUGAGACCUCUGCAAAGAAUACUAAGGGAAAAAAUGCCAACAACUCGAAGAGGUAAUGUUCUAGUAUAGCAUUUAGGGCUGUGCUCCCUGUGACCCAUGGCAACUUGGCCAAAUUUGCAACUCUUUGAUUAUUGAACAGAAAUUUUGUAUCUACACAAAGCCAUGUAAUAUCAUCCAUAAAAAAAAUUGUUUAAAUUGUAUUUUUUAUUAUUUUAUCUCUGUAGGAACUGCCUCUGAUGACAUUGCAACUGCAAUAAGAACAUAUAAACAGGGUCACCCAUAUAGAUGUGACAGGCUUGGAUAUGUCAAUAUUGGAGUGGGAAAGGUACAUAUGAUAGAUUUGUAACAACUACAUGUACAAGUUUUUCAUGCCAUGCUACUAACAGACAACCAAUAACAUCGCGACUUAAUUGACCAAUCAGUUUAAUACCAUCAACUGAUGUGAUACAAUUCACUUUGACUCUGAAGAUGACCACCGCAAAGGUUGUUGAAACAUCAGUCACUGUCAGCAAUAACAGUCCUAUUCAGGACUACAAUCACCUGGACAAUCAAACUCAACCUACUUAUGAAAUGACUCGUGGGUUCAAACCUGUCACAGUUAUACAUGUAACUAUCAGGCAGUGUUCUGUAAAUUGAAAAUCAGAAUGUUUUCCUAAUGUCUUUCCUUGUUGGUUGGCCCUAAGGAAUUCAUUGUAGUUUGAGAGUAAUCUUACAAAUUUGAGAUUAUAUUUUUAGUACUAGGUUAUAAUAAAUUUUGAGUCAACCUGCGCCCUUAAAGCAAGCUCCCCUUUUGGAGGGUUUCGUCAGAAGUCAUGGACAAGCCGCAUACAAAAGGAGGCACAAGAGUGAGGGGUAGUUUUGCCACUCACUCACUUGUUCUCUUGCAGCUGACUCUGCUCACAAUUAAAAAGGAAAAGCUACCUUUUAUGCUACCCAACCUCUGUCUGGUGGUCACCACUAAAAGAAAUAAUGGUCACCUCUCCUCAAUGGCCACUUCUUAUAUUCUCGCAAAAUAUUCACUCUUGUUUUAAACUGUCCUGGAGAGCUUUGACUGCAAAAGCAAUACAAGGACCUUCUCUUUUAACAUGGCACACUCCUCAUGGUUUUUUAAUGAUUUGUAGAAACUACAUGUACAACUUGUAUACUUUAGAUCUGAUAGUCAGUCAUUCACAUUAUAGAUUUGCUGUUACAGUGUAUGAUGUUUAGCUACCCAAUAAACUUCACAUCACAUUUUGUGAGUGCAUUAUUGUGUUGUUUGCUUUUAGCUCAUGUGCACUAUCGUCUCAUUGUGUUGUUUAUACCUUAUAAUUUUGCUUUGUAGCUCAGCUUUACUGAUGCAGAUGUAAGGAGUAAUGCAUUAGCAGUCGUAUCUACUGUUCAGUCACACAGGAUAUCAACAAAAGGUAAUUCGAUAUACAUGUAAUUUAUUGUUUAAAGCGACAGAGAAUAAUGUGACAGAGACAGAGACACCCAGUCUUGCCCUUGGGAUAUGCGAAUUCCACCAAAGCUAUUUGUAGACAAAUGAAACACUUGAAAUUAAUUUAAAGUGGAUUCCGGAGAGGUCCACAAACUUUUAUUCAGUGAUAUCAAAAGAGACGCCUCAGGAAUUAGACCUCCAUUUAAUUACAACUUCUAAAAAUAUCCUCAGGGAAAUUCACAUAUCCUGGCCAACGUCCUAUGAUUCCCUCUUUGUCCAAGUAUUCUCUCUUGUUUAAACCUUUAAACCCUAAGAUCAAAAUCUGAAUUCUCAUUUGUUGCCCCUAGUCAUUUCCUACAGAAGUAGUGGGGAGAAGUUGAUAAAAUAUCAAGCAAAUUCAUCUUGUGUGAUAAUGUCCGUAAUUCUCAUGACCUGACUGUUUUACAAAGCAUUGAUAUUACAAGGAGAAAUUUGAUGCUGAUUACUCUUAAGGCGUAAAGGGUUAAACCCAUUCACGACAGAACCGUCCGUAACUGCGUGCGUGGAUCACCAUCCCUUGCAUGAAUUUUAAUAUCAUAAACUGUUUCAACGGCCAGAGACGAUAAAAAAUUAUUGAUAUCUACCUUGUGGAGGGGAAUGAGCUCUCUGGAACCAUACACCAAAGUGAGCGCGACUCAGUUUAAUAGGCUAGAGAAAAACACACAAAAAAAUCUUGUAUUUGAACCAAAAAAACUCCAGUAAAAAGUCCUGUUUAAGUUCCACUACCCAUCUGGACGUUUCCACAAUACUUUCAAGCUCUGCUUUUUGCAAGAAAUUUUCCAACCAAAAACGAAGCCCAGUAAAUUCCCAGUAAAGGGAUUAAAAACGGGUUAGGAAAAUUAAAGCGCAAGAAGUAGGAAGGACAGAAAGGGAAAGGUAUAAGCCGAGGGGCUGUGAAUAAACUUUUCGAAAUUUUUCCUUCGGCAUAAGCCUGAACUUCAAAAGCUCUAUGUAGCUUGUGGCACCAAGAAUAAAAGCUAGCACGACAACUUGGGAAGGUUUGGUUCCUUUUUAGCCAGGUUGUGGGUGGAAAAUGGCUCGACAAGCUUCAAAAGGCUUUUUUCGUCAAAAUGCUGGAGUGAAUAGCUUAAAGGAUGAGUACAGCUAUAUUUUCUGUCAAUCUACAUCAACUCAUGUCUUUUAAUGAUAACCUCAGUGGAAGAAAUCGUCGCUCUUUAUCACAGGCAAUGAAUGCUUUGAGCUUCAACACAGCUGAUCAAGUUAGCACGUUUGUUAGCCAUCAUUUAAGCCCCGUGCAAAACGCAACUUUCUUGGCCAACAACUCCCACCGUUGUUAGAUGUUACAUGUUGCAUCCGUUUACACACCCUGUUGCAUGUUGUUGCAUGUUGUUGCGCAAAGUUUGAAACCGGUCAAACGUUUAGCUAAGUGCAAACUGGCGCAACGACUUCCAACAUUGUUGGGCCAGCAAUGUUGGGAGUUGUUGCGUCCGUGUUGGCAAUGGUGUGAAAACGGACGCAACAAGUCCCAACAAUGUUGGGAGUUGUUGCGCCCGUUUACACGUAGCUUUAGGAAACUAGGUCCUUGUAGUUGGCAAGUAUAACGGAAACACCCCUUCUAACUUGUUUUCAAUAUUUUCCACCAGGCAAGUUCUUUGAGAAAAUGUGGCUUUCCUCUUCAAAUGGCCCCGGUUUUCGUUUACUCUUGGAUGAAUUAAUAAGCUAGUGUUAGCACUGAAUGAUUCAUGGAAAAGACGAACUUCACAAGCUUCUGGAAUGCUGAAAGGACCUUCUUGAUUAUCUAACGUAUUUACGUAGUUCCGUUUGUGGUAAGAAGGUCGGCUACUCUCUACUCUCUACUUCUAACAAUCGUUACAUUCCAUACCAAGAGAUUUCAUGGAAGGAUUUGGAAGCCACUGUAGCCAGUCACAGGAAGUAAAAACCAAAGACAACGAAAGGUAGACAAGAAAUCCACAAGGGUGCCAACUCAAGAACUCAGUUCCAAGCACAUGUUCGUUUAACUUUGACUCUGAAAAGUCUUACAUUCAUUUAGUGACUAAAAGUUAAGAAUAUGAUAGUUGAAGGCCUUGUGGAGAAACUUUCUGCGAUUAUAAAUGCAAAAAUAAGCCUUAGCAAUGAUUACUAUAGGCUUACUAUCCCGACUGCGAUCAAACCUGUGAGGCAGGAACGAGGUUAUAUAAAGUAGUUGGUAAUGUGAGCAUGUCUCAAUUUCUCUGGCACAAAUUUAAAAAAUUGUUUUGGCGACCAGUAAGUAUAUAUUGGCAUUAGACCGUCAGUGCGCAUGCUCUUCAAUCAGCUUUCGCAACUCGUGAACUCUUUUCAAGAAAUAGCAAGAACCUUGCCCAAUCCCUUGGCCUCAUUAUUACGCAC
Molecule: messenger RNA, 5834 nt
Organism: Porites evermanni
Lineage: Eukaryota; Metazoa; Cnidaria; Anthozoa; Scleractinia; Poritidae
Source: the annotation of a GenBank genome assembly